GGCCAUUCAUGGCCUCUUCUGUCAAUCACCAGGUCCCGGCCAGUGAUUUCUCACCGGCACCUGGUGAUCGCCGAGUAUCUCUGACGGGGGAGAGACCUGUGUAUAAACAACACAGAUCUCUCCCCAUCAGCUCAAGCACACUGCUUUAUAUGGCUCUGUAUAGCAGAGCCAGUGGAAAGCAUAAACACAGCAUACCGUGAAACAGCACACAGUUAACCCUUUGAUCACCCCAUAUGUUAACCCCUUCCUGCCCAGUGCCAUUAGUACAGUGUCAAUGUUUUUUAUUAGCACUGAUCACUGUAUUGGUGUCACUGGGGAUGUCAGUGACACCAAGUCAGUUCCCCCCAGUGUCAGAAUGCCCACCGCAGUCCCACAGUCCUGCUAUAAGUCGCUGA
Molecule: messenger RNA, 395 nt
Organism: Staurois parvus
Lineage: Eukaryota; Metazoa; Chordata; Amphibia; Anura; Ranidae
Source: the annotation of a GenBank genome assembly